Eucalyptus grandis is the source of this 1419-nucleotide messenger RNA. RefSeq lists its product as uncharacterized. NCBI's taxonomy places the organism in Eukaryota, Viridiplantae, Streptophyta, Magnoliopsida, Myrtales, Myrtaceae. The transcript has 3 exons. Bases 1 to 1419 code for a protein of 472 amino acids. The record is from RefSeq and is a predicted model, not a curated record.
AUGAACGUGCUCACAAUGAAGAACGUCGCCGGUCGGACCUGUGCUCCGGCGAGGACGCCCAAGUCGGCGCCGGCGAGGCCGUCGAAGUCCGAUCACCAGCGCAAUCGCGGCGCUGCGGCGAAGGCGGCCGAUUUGGAGGUACCUAGAGCAGUCAAGCAGCCGAAGCUCAAGAAGAACCCUCCUUGUCUUUACCAGUGGCAAUCUGCGAAAACGGCCGCUUCCAGGACUGGCAAGAAGAGCGGCAGCUCUCCUGUUUCUGGAGCCGAUGGCAAUGUCGCUGGCGAGUUUCCUUCCGGUUCCGAAGCAUCGAAGCGGGAACGGAUUGAGCUUGGUUCGGCUGGAAAUGGCGGCGCUACUUCUACUCCGAUUAGUAAGGGAUCUGGCGUAGUAGAGACGCCGUGCGGGGGCGAUAGAAAUGUGGAGGAGAACUCAAGUAAUAGUAAAAUCAAGACUCCUCCUAUCCUGGCUUCCGUGUCUCCGGAGAUACAAUGCGGGUCGGGUUUGAUGAACUACUCUGGGACGAUCGCGUCGGCAGGAGGAACGGCCGGGACGCAUCCUUGUUUCGGUGCUGGUUAUGUCGUUUCGGGAGUCGCCGAUAGAAGAAAAUGCAGGCCUAGGGGGAUUCUUAGCGUUAGAGAGAACGAGUCGGACUUUAGCGUUAGUAGUAGUCACGGCAAUGGUGAUGGUGAAAGUUUUAGUCGGCUUGCCGACAAACCUAGCAUCUCGCCAGUACCUUUACCUUGCGAAGCUUCGAUGCAGUGGUUGUUGUCUCCAUGUAAUGAGGAGGAUGAGGAGCAUAAAUAUGAUUCUGAGAAUGAGUCAUGCCCAUUUGAGAGGGUUGAAGAGGAAGGGUCUGCUCUCUGUGCUCUUACUUCACCCUCGUCUGGUCCUGUCUUUUCUUCAGAUGCUGGUAAUAAGAGUAAUGUGACAUGUACGACGACAGACUCGCUGGGUAGUGGAAAUGUUAUACGAACCCCAAACUCCGACUCAAGAAGUUCAGAUGGAUAUUUCCGCCUGUCGUGGGUUAAUAAUGCUCAGCAUGGAAGGAAGGAUCAAACAGAUUCUGAGAUAGAUCUACUGACUCAAUCUUUUAGUAAUGCCACUUUAUCUCCAGACUACUCUAUGUCUACAUGGGAUUCAACAAAUCUAAAUUUCCGGUUAGAUUGUCUGGCAAUGCCAUCCAACUCCAUUGAUUUGGCACAAGUUCAAAAUGUUCUUGAUAGCAAAGUAUAUUGGGCUUCCAAUUCCAUUGUAGACAAUGUAUCACAAUCUGAUUUGAGGAUAUCUUGGAGAGAUGGUUUAGUUAGUAGGAUCUUUGAGAUGGACGAGUAUGAUUUUGCAAAAUGCGUGUCUGAUGAUGAGGAUGCUACUGGCAGCGAUAUUGAUCUAAAGUUGCAUAAAGUCCCGCACAUAAUGUAA